GCCCCUAACCUCCUCUGUCCUCUCCCCAACAAGUCCCUCCACCCCCUGUCUCCUCAGAUCUCCCACCUGAACCCUAGCCAGCGAUGGCGAUCGCGGCGCGUGCACUGCGCCGCCUCCCGCUCCACCUCUCCCCCUCCCUCGCCCGCCCCUUCUGUGCCAUAUCCCCGGCCGCCGCCGCCGCCCCCGCUCCUGCCGCCGCUUCCGCCAAGGUCGCCGACCGCAUCGUGCGCGUCCUCGCCAUCGACCUGGACGGCGGGCGCCGUGAGGUCGUCGGCCUGUCCGGGCAGACCCUCCUCCGCGCGCUCUCCAACGCGGGGCUCAUCGAGCCGGCCUCCCACCGCCUGGACGACAUUGACGCGUGCUCCGCCGAGUGCGAGGUCCACAUCGCGCAGGAGUGGCUCGAGAAGCUGCCACCGGCCUCCUACGAGGAGCGCUACGUCCUCACGCGCGCGUCCCGGAACCGGGAGCUGAACAAGCACGCGCGGCUCGGCUGCCAGGUCGUGCUCUCGCAGGAGCACCAGGGGAUGGUCGUUGCCCUCCCCGAGCCCAAGCCGUGGGACAUCCCGUAAUGCACCCUCCCUCUGCGGUGCAAGGCAAGGCAAGGCGGAAAUGUGCGGCCUCUGAAGCCGCGAGCCUUCCUUCCAACAGCUCCUGUGAUGUGCGGCGUCCCUUUUUAUGGUACGGAUUUGAUAAAAGAAUAAUGAUUUGACGGGCAAAACUUAGAGCUGUUUCUCAAACUCUUGUUUCCUUUGAAUGUGGAUUAUGUAAUGUGGAAUCCCUUGCAAUUACCCCUGUUUGUUAUUUGUUUUCUUUUGUACAUUUGAUGAAUUGUUGGUUGAAGCCCAACAUAUCCAUGCACAUUCUUUCUCAUAGACUUAUAAUGCUUGCAUAGUUUCAUGCU
Molecule: messenger RNA, 901 nt
Organism: Brachypodium distachyon (stiff brome)
Lineage: Eukaryota; Viridiplantae; Streptophyta; Magnoliopsida; Poales; Poaceae
Product: rhodocoxin
Exons: 1
Coding region: 84-569 (161 amino acids)
Biological process (GO): P450-containing electron transport chain
Cellular component (GO): mitochondrion
Molecular function (GO): 2 iron, 2 sulfur cluster binding
Source: RefSeq, a predicted model, not a curated record